Adelges cooleyi (spruce gall adelgid) is the source of this 2434-nucleotide messenger RNA. RefSeq names its product protein zer-1 homolog. The record is from RefSeq and is a predicted model, not a curated record. The transcript has 6 exons. NCBI's taxonomy places the organism in Eukaryota, Metazoa, Arthropoda, Insecta, Hemiptera, Adelgidae. Gene Ontology annotation, cellular component: Cul2-RING ubiquitin ligase complex. Bases 459 to 1928 code for a protein of 489 amino acids.
UUUACUAAUUACCGUAUUAAAAUUGGUUUAUCUAAAGUGACUGCACCAUAAAGAGGAGUAACUUGUCGAACAAAGUUGUUGACUGAACGGCUUCUCUACAACGCUCAAUGAUCCAGUUCGGUCAUGGUGCUGCCAACAUUUUGCUUUCGUCUCUCUCGCGCGACACCCUGUCAAGCUUAUUUAAAUUUAGUAUUGAUCGCCUUUCGUUCAAUUAUAUAGUGUACAUAAUAUAGUUUGACCUAUAAAAACAGCAGUUGGUUAAUGUUUCAGCGCCACAAGUUAUUACUUACUGGUCAAGCUUCGAAGUCAGAAGAGCCUCCGCCAUUGUAUGUCACUAAUAAUUUUAGUCGACCAAUAAGGUAUUUAACAAGUAUUCAUCUACAGAGAAUAUCAUACUGUCAAAAGUAAGUAGGCAAUUACACUUAAAUUGUAAAUUGUACCAGAUUGAACGUCGUAAGAUGGCGAGUGGCUUUGGGAACAUAAAAACAAACUCACCAGAAUCUCUUUUCUUUUUGUGCUUAAAGUAUUUAGCCGGCAAUUUAGACGUUCUGUGUCAAAAAACCCGCGAAGGGUACGCGCUGCGUGAAAAUGUUGCUGUGCCCAGUGUUUUUUGGAAAUUGAUUAUCGAAACCUGUCAAAAGAACGGCAUGGAUAUUAAUGACUCUUUUGCAAACAUAUUCAAAAACGACACAAAAACCAAAUUUAAAUCGUUAAGCCUGCGUAAUUCUAGCAUCAGCAUAAACGGUCUCGAAUUGUUUUUGCGUCAUAAUUUGUACGAGCUAACAUUAAUAGACUGUGACAGUCUAUCGUACGAGAUGUUUAAUAUACUAUUUGAUUAUGCUCACAACCUAGAGAUGUUGAACAUAGAUGCUGGUAUAAUAACCACUAAGCACUCGGAAAACAGUUCAAAACGAUUGUGUCGUAUAGUUCAAAAUAUCAAUCUAAAAGCGCCAAACCUUAAACAUCUGGUUUUAAGAAAACUUGUUAUUUCACCUUACUUUUCUCUGGACAACACAAAAUUAAAUCAUGAGUUCAGAGUGCUGAUGAUGAAACUUGAAAUAUUAGAUUUUUCAUACAGUUUGGGAAUUGAUUGUUUUUAUUACAACAUGUGUAAUCCUACUAAUUUGCAUACAUUAAUUCUAUUUAAUGCACAGAAUUUGGAAAAAAAUGAUACUAUUCUUCAUAUUUGUACAUUGAAGACAUUAGUUGUUUUAGAUAUUUCACAAAGUAAUUAUUCUCCGAAUCGUGGUAUAUUCAAAGAUGAAAAUAAAACACUAGAACAUAUUGUAAAAAGUCUUCCUGAACUCAUGUCAUUAGAUAUAUCCGGUACAAACUUGGCUGGAAAAGGUAUUGCAGAAAAUCCAGUUCAUGAAUCGUUGAAUGGAACUCAUGGAAAACUAUAUGAUAUUCCUGGCUUACGAACGCGAGCUAACAAGCCAUUCGAAUUUCUAGGCCUUUAUCAUACAAUGUAUAAUGCUUGUCGUCGACAAUUAAUUCCAGCAAAAACUAUAAGCGGUAAUGCUAACGAAGAACAAUUAUUAAUAGCAGCUGGUUUGUAUAUGGAUAGACCAAGUCAAAUUAAAAACAUUCUUUAUGAUGUCAAAUGUUUAGUAAAGGAACAACAGUGGACAAAAAUUGAUGAAGUUUUGGAUAUCGUUCUAGAAGUUUUCACAAGAUAUACAAAUAAAAAAUCAAUUCAAAUGUUGUGCAUUAUUACAAUUAACGACAUUGUGGUAUUCUAUAAAAACUCUUUACUUUUAAAUAACAUACAUGUACAAAAUAAAAUCAUUAGAGCAUUGUUAACGGGAAUAAAUUGUUAUAACUACAGUAAUGAUUUGAUUCGCCAAGGAACUAUGACUUUUCUUCUAUCAUUGGGAUUAGCACAUAAUGGCAAUAAUAUAAAACAGACUGGAACAAGAUAUGUAUGAUGACGCUCUUAAAGUAGUGUGGUCUAUACUGUUGAAUAUAAUGGAUGAAGUACUGAUCAAUUGUAAAAGGUUUCUUGAUAGAAAUGUCAUUAAGGUCUUCUUUAGAUGCUUAAGGAUUUGUUUAAUAACUAAUUUAGUGACAAAGUAAAUUAUAAUAUUCUUCUACUUUUGUAGGCCAUUGAAGGCACAAUUUGUAUUUUUAUCUUCUUCUUUAUCUUCCCCCUACACUCCCAACUACAUGGGGUCGGCCAAAUUUGUAUUUUUAUCUAAUUUAAAAAUUCAUAUAUUUUUAUGCUCAAUAAAAAGUUGAACUAACAUUGAAGUUGGUUUAUAAAUUAUGCAAGAUUUACUCAAUGAUAAUGAUAGUAUGACCAAUCAGCCUGGUAUAAUAUACCGCUAGCUCAAAGAAUCAUUAAUCUAUGUCUCAUAUACAAUAUAAACUGAUGUAGAUAAAUCUGCUAAGUGAAAUCGGUAAGAACUUUUUUCCUUACUCAUAUUUUGGAUAA